Dipodomys ordii (Ord's kangaroo rat) is the source of this 3667-nucleotide messenger RNA. RefSeq names its product syntabulin (syntaxin-interacting) (gene Sybu). The coding region runs from base 1 to 2961 and encodes 986 amino acids. Gene Ontology annotation, cellular component: cytoplasmic microtubule; vesicle. The transcript has 10 exons. NCBI's taxonomy places the organism in Eukaryota, Metazoa, Chordata, Mammalia, Rodentia, Heteromyidae. The record is from RefSeq and is a predicted model, not a curated record. Gene Ontology annotation, biological process: axonal transport of mitochondrion; synapse maturation.
AUGACGCCAGUGAUGGUGGAGGUACUAAUGAUGAAGAAGGGUGAAGGUACCGCCCUGAUGGAGGUGGUGGAGAUGGUGAAGAAGGAGAAAAUUCUAGAGAAUCAAAAACCAAAUGGCCACCCUUUUUUCCUAAGGCAGAAUUCAGAGAGCACCUUAGAAGAGGGACCCCAAGGUCGCUGGGUGAAAGUUGGAAGAGCCCCUAACCUCAGAUUAUUUCUCUCCACCACCCUGUCUCCUCAGCUGCCCCCAGGGGUCAUAAUCGAGGCGUUUUGCCAGGAAGCGACCCUGGAGUCCCGGCCCCACCGCCGCCUGGUGGGCUCUGCCUUGGGCUGUGCACCGCGACGCAGACCCUCCCACCCUAACGAGGGCUCCAUCCACUGGAGGGAACCCAGAGCCACUGCAGUGCGACAGCCCUGCCGGGAACAGCUCGCAGGAGAAGAGCAGGCGGAACAAACUGCGAGGGCCUUGGCCACACAAACCAGGCCUACAGGUCGCCGCCAGGCUGGGAGCCGAUCCCCGCCGCCCCGGCGCCUCCCCUCCGCCGCGCGCUCCCCUCGCUGCGCCCUCCACCUACCGGUGCAGACCCUUUGGUCUCCCGCCCAUCUCCCCACGCGGUCCGCAGUCCCAGCCAGCCGCCGGGCGCUGGGCGGGCUGCACAAGCCCAGGGUCCGAGGAUACUGGAGUGUACCGACUACCGCGGCACCACGUGUCCGAACCGGGCUGGCGCGGGCGGAGCGGGCCGGGCCCGGCUCCCCCAGCCCGAUCGCAAACCCGCAGCGACCCACUCUCGACCUCGCCGAACCGCUCCAGCCUCCGGGGCGCACGUCCAUGCCUUCUGGUCAGCGAGAUGGACUCCAUCGGGGGGAGCCAAGCGGGCUUGACUUUGGCCGUGACCCCCGGGCGGGUGGUGACCGUGGAAACGAGCGGGAGGUCGGAUUGAGAAAGGGCGCUGUGACCCGGGCCAAAGCCCUCUCUCCUGCAGUUGCAGAGGAGCAGAAAGCACAGCAUCAUGAGAAGGAGAUUUCCCGAAGUCGGAUUCCUCGCUUGAUUCUUCGGCCUCAUCUCCCUCAGCAGCAGCACAAAGUAUCCCCAGCCUCCGAGUCUCCCUUCUCAGAGGAGGAGAGCAGAGAAUUCAAUCCCAGCAGCUCCGGGCGCUCAGCGAGGACCAUUAGCAGCAACAGCUUUUGCUCAGAUGACACAGGCUGUCCUAGUAGCCAGUCAGUGUCUCCUGUGAAGACGCCAUCAGACACUGGAAACAGUCCCAUUGGCUUUUGCCCUGGAAGUGAUGAAGACUUUACCAGAAAGAAAUGCACAAUUGCAAUGGUUGGUGAGGGAAACAGCCACAGCCAGUCAACUCGACAUAAGAAGGAAUCAAAGGCAGGCCUUGUAAAGCCAGGUAGUGAAGCCGAUUUUAGCUCCUCCAGCAGCACGGGCAGCAUUUCAGCCCCCGAGGUCCACAUGUCUACCACAGGAAGCAAGCGGUCCUCUUUUGCACGCAAUCGAGGUCCCCAUGGGCGGAGUAAUGGAGCUUCAUUGCAUAAAUCUGUCAACAGCCCACCGUCCCCUAGGGAAAAAGACCUUCUGUCCAUGCUGUGCAGGAAUCAGCUGAGCCCAGUUAACAUCCAUCCCAAUUAUGCACCUUCUUCCCCAAGUAGUAGCAACUCAGGUUCGUACAAAGGAAGUGACUGCAGCCCAGUGAUGAGGCGGUCUGGAAGGUACAUGUCUUGUGGAGAGAAUCAUGGUGUCAGACCCCCAAAUCCAGAACAGUACUUGACCCCUCUGCAGCAGAAGGAGGUCACAGUGAGACACCUGAAGACCAGGCUGAAGGAAUCAGAGCGCCGACUUCAUGAAAGGGAAACUGAGAUUGUAGAGCUCAAGUCCCAGCUGGCCCGGAUGAGGGAAGACUGGAUUGAAGAAGAGUGCCACAGGGUAGAGGCUCAGUUGGCUCUCAAAGAAGCCAGGAAGGAGAUCAAGCAGCUCAAACAGGUCAUUGAAACGAUGAGGAGCAACCUGGCUGAUAAAGAUAAAGGCAUUCAGAAAUACUUUGUGGACAUAAACAUCCAAAACAAGAAGCUUGAGUCCCUGCUUCAGAGCAUGGAGAUGGCACACAAUGGCUCCCUGAGGGAUGAACUGUGUCUAGACUUCCCAUGUGAUUCCCCCAGGAAAAGUUUGCCCCUGGCCACCAAUUUGGGCAAGGUGGCAGAUGGCCUAUCUCCAGAAGAGCAAAUCACGGAGGAAGGGGCUGACAGUGAGCUGCUGAUAGGUGAUAGCUUGGCUGAUGGCACAGAUUUGUUGGAUGAGGUGGUGAUUGCUGCCACCCAAGAAUCUGGUGACCUGGAGCCUGUUCACUCUACUCCAAAGGCAAAAGUCUUCGAGGCCCUCCCUCUGGUGGUGGGGCAGGAGGAAGAGGUCAGCAUGGUGAUGGAGCAAGCUGUGCAGACCGAUGUGGUACCCUUCAGCCCGGCUGUCUCUGAGCUCAUUCAGAGUGUGCUCAAGCUCCGGGACUCCUGUCCCUCGAGCUCAGCAUCGCCUGAUGAGUCUGGGGCUGACUCAACAGAGACCUUCCCAGAGUCCAUCUCUCCCUUAAUGCUUGAUUUAACUCCAAGAAGUCCGAACUCAGCCAUUCUUCUGUCUCCCAUGGAGACUCUACCCAGCAAGGCAGCUAUGGAAGCCCAUGCAAACCGCCUCAUGAGAGAGCUGGAUUUCACCGCUUUUGCAGAAGAAAGGUUGGAUGGCAUCAACCCACUGUCUCAGGGGGGUGUCAUGAGGCAGUACUGGAGCAGCAGUUUCCUGGUGGAUCUGCUGGCUGUGGCUGCUCCUGUGGUGCCUACCGUCAUGUGGGCAUUCAGUACUCAGAGGGGUGGAAUAGAUCCCGUCUACAACUUCGGAGCCUUGCUCCGGGGUUGCUGCGUAGUGGCCCUGCAUUCGCUCCGCCGCACCACCUUCCACAGCAAAACCUAAAAGUUGUUACUCUGCCAGUGUGUUCUGUGUGACGUUGUGCCCGGUAGAGAAACACGAAGUCGAUCUGUGGCAGUCUCUAUUCCGUCGUGUUGCUCCUCGGUAUUUGAUUUGCACUAUAGUUAGUUGAAGCCUGUGUCACUGUUUAAAACCGGAGGUAUCUUCCAAGACAUGGAGACCUCAUUCCAGUAAAUGUCCCACCAGUAUGGUAUAGAAAGCAUGCUAAUGACCCUGCCCUGUCGUCCGAGGUCCCCCGAGGUCCCCCGAUCUUAAUCUAGUGGUUCAGGAAGAGAGAAAUGCAGAUUUUGCACUUUCAAGACAGCUUCUCCAAGGCUGGCAUGUUAUCUCCUUGCUUUGCUUUGUGCCGUUUAAAAAAUGUGUAACUGUUCCAGAAUUCCCAAUGGUCUUGUGCAUAGCAGGGGACUGUAACCAAAAAUAAAAAUGUAUUUGCAUAACUGGUUUGAAGAAGUCUUGAAUAGCUCUUUAGUGUCUUACUUGGGGUUGAUAAAGUUGAAGUGUUGGCAAUUUUUGUAAAACUAAGUGUAGCUGCAAAGUCUUAAAUGGCUUAAGUCUGUCCUUAAAUCUGUUGAUUGAUGAAGUUGUAUGUAAAUUUACAAUGUACUAACUUAUUUUUUGCUUAUUAUAUUAUAUAUAGUGUUUUAUUGGAAAUUGUUUGUAACCACACACAUCUGCAUGAUGAAAGUAAAGA